Protobothrops mucrosquamatus (brown spotted pit viper) is the source of this 1704-nucleotide messenger RNA. RefSeq names its product SH2B adaptor protein 3 (gene SH2B3). Gene Ontology annotation, molecular function: transmembrane receptor protein tyrosine kinase adaptor activity. Gene Ontology annotation, cellular component: plasma membrane. The record is from RefSeq and is a predicted model, not a curated record. Bases 1 to 1704 code for a protein of 567 amino acids. Gene Ontology annotation, biological process: intracellular signal transduction. NCBI's taxonomy places the organism in Eukaryota, Metazoa, Chordata, Lepidosauria, Squamata, Viperidae. The transcript has 7 exons.
AUGAAUGGACACGCUGUCCCAUCAGGCGACUCCGGACACCCCGGCGGGUGGAACGACUUCUGCAAGCAGCACGCUAUCACCACCGCCAGGGAGCUGGCCAGGGAGUACCUACACUUCGUCAGCGAGAACCCCCAGCAUGAAGUUUUGGCCGCUGAGAACUUCUCCCUUCAGUUUGCGGACCUCUUCCAGCAAUAUUUCCGCAACGAGGUGAAGGAUACAAAUGCUACGGACCAGCUUCACAUCCUGCCCUUCAGCAGAGUGCGAGACUACCGGGACACAGGCCAGAAACAUGGUGAGGGAUCCUCGGGCACGGUUGGGGCCAAGGUUGAGGUGGAAUUGUCGGACCAGGUCAACCGGGCCUCUGAGGUCCGCUCUGGUGGACUUCCCAAGUCCUGGAGUUCUGAAGAACUGGCAGCGCCCACUUCUCCAUUGGGCGUCAGGAGACAUUUUUCUCUGGACCGGCUACGGAGGAGCUGGCGUAGCUUGUUCCGCCGGAGAUCCUUGGAGUCGGGCCCUGGCGAAGGGGAGAUGGCGGACUUGGUUUUGAGAUCUGGCCUUGCCAGAAAGAUCUUCCCGUGGACCAUCUCCAGGGACUGCUCCUUACAGAUCCAGAAAGAAGGGAACCUGAAAUACAUGAUGGUGACGGAGGACAGUGGGACUCGCUGGCAGAAAUGCCGGCUAGUUUUAUACAAAGAAGGGCCUCCGGACUGCCAGAGUUAUGCCUUGGCGCUGUUUGAUCCCCCUAAGAGCUCCCGGCCCAAACUCCAGUCCCCUUGCUUGGCGAUCCAAGAGACCCGGGCGUGCACUCGGCUGGAGAUGCCCGACCACCUCCACACCUUUGUGGUCAAGGUAAACGCCUCCACCGAAAUAAUAUUCGAGGCUGGAGACGAGCAGCAGCUGGCUGCCUGGAUAGCGGAGAUUCAUCAGGGCCUCCCCAGAUCGGAAGGCAGCCACCUUGAGGGCACCGCAGACCCUCGUUCGGAGGCCGGCACCCCCAGCCCUGCCAACAGCAGCACCGACUCCCUGCACCAAGGUGCCUGGCCGAUGGAGCACUUCUUGUCCGCCUUCCCCUGGUUCCACGGCCCCAUCUCCCGGGUCAAGGCCGCCCAGCUGGUCCAGCUGCAGGGCCUGGACGGACACGGCGUCUUCCUCAUCCGGCAGAGCGAAACCCGCCGGGGGGAGUACGUGCUGACCUUCAACUUCCAAGGAAAAGCCAAGCACCUGCGGCUUUCCCUGACGGAGCGGGGCCAGUGCCGAGUUCAACACCUCCACUUUUCCUCCGUCCUGGACAUGCUGCACCACUUCCAGCACUGCCCCAUCCCCCUCGAGUGUGGCACGGCCUGCAGCGUCCAGCUCUCCCGGCACGUGGUGGUCGUCCCCUCCCUGCAAGCCUCCGGACACCCAUCUGCCUUCCCCCCGUCCACCCACGCCUGCACGCCAGAGGUCAGCUUCCUCCAGCCGAGUCCCGCCGGCUGUCCCCGGACCCGCCUGGCCGACAGCCUUCGCCGCCACUCUGUGGAGCAGAUCUUCCACCUGGUGCCCCCACCUGAAGACCUGGCUGGUGGCCUCCGGCCCGGCCCCAGCAGCGCCUCCCCCGGUCCAGCCCCUUCGCCUGCCGGCCGCCGGUGGGACAGUGACUACGAGGUGGAGGUGCAGAGCCGGGGGCACCUCCGGGCGGUCAGCAACCAGUACACCUCCCUCUGA